Molecule: messenger RNA, 726 nt
Organism: Priceomyces carsonii
Lineage: Eukaryota; Fungi; Ascomycota; Pichiomycetes; Serinales; Debaryomycetaceae
Exons: 1
Coding region: 1-726 (241 amino acids)
Biological process (GO): transcription initiation at RNA polymerase II promoter; RNA polymerase II preinitiation complex assembly
Cellular component (GO): nucleus; transcription factor TFIID complex
Molecular function (GO): transcription coactivator activity; protein heterodimerization activity
Source: RefSeq, a predicted model, not a curated record
AUGUUGAGUGAAGAUGAAGAAAACCUUAGCGAUGUAAAGUUAGAUGAUGAUGAUGAAAAAUUGAUACAUAGAGUAUUCUAUAGCUUCUUGGGACAGGAUGCUGGUGUGUCUCAAAUUGAUCAAACGAACGAUGGCCGAGAGAGCUCGAGAGAAGACAGCGAUGAAUUCUCUGAUUUAUCUGAUGUGGAUGAUAAAGAACUUAUUAAUAAAUACAAGGAGCUUAAGGGUCUGGGGCCAAAUACAAACUUGUCAGAACAAGAAAAACAGAGACUCAUCAUUUCAAAUUUGUCCGACGACCAAAUGGAAAGGUUUGAGGCAUAUCGUCGAAUGACUGUAAAUAAACCGAGCCUUAAGAAAGUUUGCGGUGGAGUUCUUGGUCAUUCGUUGCCUCAAAAUUUGACAGUCGUUCUAGCUGGUCUAUCUAAGCUGUUUUUGGGCGAAAUAAUCACAAGAGCCCAAGAAGUUAAAGAACGCGACGACAAAGCAAAGCUCAAACAAGACAUCUUUUUAAAAAGAAAAAGGAACCUAGAGAAUAUGAAUAAAUUGGCAGAUGGCGAAGAAAUAGAUCAAGAUGAUCCGAAGUUAGUAUAUAGAGGAGACAUAACCAGCCCAUUACAAGCUGAACAUAUUAGAGAAGCCUGGAGACUCUACAGGUUAGAAAAUUCUAGCUCUUUUAGCUCCCAAUGGAAAGCACAGGGUGAUAGUGAUGGAAAGAUGUUUCGGUAG